AUGCCUUACACGCCUCCCAAUCGUCAUCCCAGAGCCGAGUCUGGCCACCAAGCGUUCCGCAAUCUUCUUGCCGGCUCUACAGGGCCAGCGGCGGACCAGAUGGAGCCUCCAAACCUGCCCUCCGACUUUGUCAGGUUCGCCACGGAAUCCCCCCAGUCCUACUCAUACACACUUCUGGCCCCAAACUCCCUGGCUCUGAAAUUGAGCGUGCUCAAGCGGUCGCUUGAGGUUCUCCUGGACCGGCCAGAGCUGCUCUCGAACAUAUCCAUGGAGAACAGCGACUACUUUUCCCGGAAAGGCCCGGCUACAGUGCCGCUGCGCAGAACGUCCACCAUGACCCUCAUGGACAACGUGUUUCGCAUGGAGAGACAGGUGUCGCAGUCUUCAAUCAAGUCACUGCCCGCCUCGUCGUCUGAGCCAGAAACCCAGGACUCAAUCCCAGCGUCCACCCCUACAAACAUAGACGAAGAACUGCGGAGGAAUCUGAAGGAGAUCAUCAGUAUUCUGGAGAUGAAAGAGAACCCGUCGCAGAACAAGCUAGAGAAGGUCGUUGGUCUACACACACUGUCGCUCAACCCCAAAGGCAUCUCCAAAAGCGAAUCGUUACGCAAGAACCUGCUGUACGCCCUGGCAACGCCAUUCACAGAUAAUUCCAACACCCCGGCCCACUCGUACUUGCUGGGCGGCCUGCCGGUGCCGCAGACCAGCCCGUCCGCUCUGGGACUCGUGUCGCUGGGCAACAAGCUCGGCUCCAGCAGCCGGCAGUUCCAUCUCGCCUCUGGCGGGAAGUCAGCAUCGCCCAAGGCCUACUUCACGUGCGAGGCAGAGUCGCCCUGGAACCUCAAGAACGCGAACGACUUUGCCUGUCUCAUGUUCGGGAUCUCCAAGGCGUCGCUCGCGUCGCUCAGCGUCAUGGACCUCAUCGCGCCUCGCGCACGUGACCUCGUUCUCGAUAGGCUGUGCAACGGCAAAGAGCUGGUUUUCUCUGGCGAAAUCAUCGCCAUUAGGCGCAACAACAUGCCGAUAGCCUGGACGUCUAUGUGGGCCAAGCGCAAACAGGGCCUGAUCAUCCUCAUUUUCGAGCAGGUGCCGUGCGACCACCUAGACUUCAUCGUUGAAUACAGAAACGACGGCUACUACAUCAAGUCGUCCGCAGACACACACGCUUCGCUGUUCCGCAGCGACAAGGAGCUCGUGGGCGCUCCGCUGUCCCGCAUCCUGCCCACCAUGAGCCACGAGCUCGCCAACGCCACACUCGACACCCAUAUGCACCAUUCUGCCACCAUCAACCGGUCCCGCUACUAUACCCUCCGACUCCCGGAAAACGAGGCUGUUCCGUGCGCGGUGACCUCGGAGCCUCUGGAAGACGGCAUUGUGCGUGUGAACUUGCACUCGCUGCCGUACAUUUCGGGAGCGUUCGUUAUCUCGUCCAGAACGCUCAAGGUGGUAUCGUUCAACCACGCCAUAGCCAAGAACCUUUUUGGAACGUCUGACAUCAAGAGCAAGUCCAUCGACAUCAUAAUCCCGUCGUUUUCAGGGCUCUUUGAGCUCGCGCUCAAGGAAAACCCAAACAUAAUGUACCAGCAGGGCCUUGUGCUGCCGGAGCACUAUUUCCGCAAACAGGACGCAAUUUUGCGAGCUUCGUCGGAGGAGGAGCAGGAUCUGCUUUUUCUUAACUCCAUUGGCAUCGAUGGGCUCCACAGAGACGGCACCACCGUCAAGGUCGACGUCCAGCUGCGCGUGAUGGAGUACGAGAACUGCAUGUUAUGGAUCACCUACUCGCGUGCAACUAGCAAGAGACGGUCUGUUUCGCGGCCGAACAGUGUGUGCUCGAGCGAGGAGGAGAGCGAGGAUGACGAGGCCAACGGGGACGAGUCGAUGCCGUCGCAGCUGAGUCUGUUCCAGCAGAUGGAGAACGACCUGCACUCGUGCGGCAGCUCUUCAGACGGGCUGAGUCGGUCCAGCAGCAUGAACACGAUCGCCAACAAGCCGCUGGAGCGGAUGAACAGCCUGAAGAAGAUGAACGCGACGUCGGACUCGUCGCUGUCGGCUCUCAGCAAGUCUGGGUCGACCGGGUCGCAGAAGACCACCGAGACAGACAUGGACGACCACGAGGUCCAGGAUAUCGCCGAGAGUCUGGGAGAAUUCCGGCUGGAAAACAUCCGCACUGGCCGCGCGCUGCUGGAACGCGAAAACGCGCAGAUUGCACGCAUCAGAAAGCAGAGCAAGCACUUCCCGCAGAAAAUAGGGCUUCUUCGUCGCGAGAAAAAAAUCACCGAUUUCACGGUGAUCAAGAACCUCGGACAGGGCGCGUACGGGAAGGUGGUGCUUGCACAGCACAAGGACGACCCCGCGUACAAGCUGGUGAUCAAGGCGAUUUUCAAAGAGCGAAUUCUGGUCGACACGUGGGUCAGAGACAGGAACCUUGGCACGAUUCCAUCAGAGAUACAGAUCAUGAACUAUAUAAACAGCGACCCGCACCCGAACCUGAUGCGGAUCGUCGACUUCUUCGAGGACGACCGGUGCUACUACGUCGAGACGCCGCAGCACGGCGACCCGGCCGCGGUCGACCUGUUCGACCUGAUCGAGGUCAAGUCGGACAUGACCGAGCUGGAAUGCCAGUACAUUUUUUUCCAGUGCUGCUCCGCGAUGGCGCAUCUGCACGCGCACGGCGUCGUCCACCGCGACAUCAAGGACGAGAACAUCAUUGUCGACAAGGACUAUGUGGUCAAGCUGAUCGACUACGGGUCGGCAGCUUACUCCAAGAACGGGCCGUUCGGGGUGUUUGUGGGCACCAUCGACUACGCUGCUCCGGAAGUUCUCAAUGGACAGCCGUACGAAGGCAAGCCGCAGGACGUGUGGGCGAUGGGCGUGCUCCUGUACACCCUCGUGUUCAAAGAAAACCCGUUCUGCAACGUCGACGAAAUCAUGGAUGGCGGGUUCAAGUUCCCGUCGUUCCACGAGGUGAGUGAAUCGUGUGUGGACCUGAUUCGCAUGAUCAUGGUUAAGGACGUCGCACAAAGACCCUCGAUGAACGACAUUCUACAGCAUCCCUGGCUGUCUGGCUUUAAGUAA
Messenger RNA from Ogataea angusta, 3075 nucleotides. RefSeq lists its product as uncharacterized. The record is from RefSeq and is a predicted model, not a curated record. The transcript has a single exon. Gene Ontology annotation, cellular component: nucleus; cytosol; cytoplasm. Lineage: Eukaryota; Fungi; Ascomycota; Pichiomycetes; Pichiales; Pichiaceae. The coding region runs from base 1 to 3075 and encodes 1024 amino acids. Gene Ontology annotation, biological process: protein phosphorylation; negative regulation of glycogen biosynthetic process; intracellular signal transduction. Gene Ontology annotation, molecular function: protein serine/threonine kinase activity; ATP binding.